Messenger RNA from Suillus bovinus, 1322 nucleotides. Its product is annotated as chaperonin 10-like protein. The transcript is spliced from 5 exons. The record is from RefSeq and is a predicted model, not a curated record. The coding region runs from base 59 to 1066 and encodes 335 amino acids. Gene Ontology annotation, molecular function: oxidoreductase activity. Lineage: Eukaryota; Fungi; Basidiomycota; Agaricomycetes; Boletales; Suillaceae.
AGACGUAUUGGUUACUGCCUCAAAUCUGCGUCUUUCCGUGUUUAGUCGUCCCUUUACCAUGCAAGCUCUCAGAUUCGAACACACUGGAUCCUUGGAUGGACUCUCUCUGGUUAACAUCGACAAACCCAUAUUACGUCCAGGCGAGGCUCUCGUACGCGUCAGAGCUGCCGGUAUCAACGCAUCCGAUGCUGCAGGCAUCCUAGGCAUGCUUCCGUUUGUCACCACCCCACGCAUUCCUGGCAGAGAUUUCUCCGGCGAAGUCGUAGAAGCGCUGGACGCUUCCGGGGCCUCCAGUCAAGAGUGGAUUGGAGCAGAGGUAUGGGGAACAGGAAGCGAGAGAGGCUUCAGUUCAGAUGGAUCAUUUUCUCAAUACGUCACUGUCCCUAUCGCCGCAUUGAGCCGGAAGCCAGCAUCUCUCGACCACUCCAGAGCUGGUAGCAUGACCCUACCGUGGUUAUGCGCCUGGAUUACAGUCGACACUCUUGCGAACGUCAAGAAGGGAGACAAUGUUAUCAUCAUCGGUGCUCGAGGCGGCAUUGGCUCAGCGGCAGCCCAACUCUGCAACGAACGCGGCGCACGCGUAUUUGGCACGUACACCUCCCUCGCCAAAGCGACUCCCCCAUCAUAUGUCACGCCCAUCGAAAUAAGCUCUAAAAACGCCAUCCGCGAGGCCAUCGCCAAGGCGGGACUGCAGAAUAAAAUCGACGUUUUACUAGACUGCGCCGGCUAUGAACAGCCAUUCAAUGAUGCGCUUUUCACCAUGACGCCAAAUGGCACCGGUCGUGUCGUGGUCAUGGCUGUACAUGCAAAGGACGGGCUGUUCCCCAUCAGCAUGCGGACGUUUUAUACAAAAGCUCUUACAUUAAAGGGCAUGCUAUCGAGUAUUCUUGGCCCGUUGGAGGUAAAGGAGGUACUGGACGACCUUGCGAAGAAAAUCGAUAGUGGGCUGUUAGAGGGACCGAAGGAGGUCAACGAAGUUGAUAUGAAGGACAUGGACACUGUGAAGGGUGCUCUGCAAGAAAUUUUAAGUCGGGCUUCUCAUGUUCGUUCGGUGAUUAUUCCCUGAACGUUCCCAUCAUAUGUAUUACCAGCAUCUGCACUAGCGUCACAAUAUUUAAUCUACAAAUCAUUUGCAAAUGUAUUUAUUCACCAUUCGAACCAGACUAAACCGAAAUGUGAACCUAGAAAUUUCAACGAGAUGAUACACUGAGGGAACUGCGUCUAAAACGAGUGAGAACAUCGCUGCUAUGACGGCACAGAAGUCUACUGCGAAGGGAGGGGCAGCACUUCCAAAUUUCAACAAAAAGUCAAGCUCAGCCAAG